Messenger RNA from Striga asiatica, 513 nucleotides. NCBI's taxonomy places the organism in Eukaryota, Viridiplantae, Streptophyta, Magnoliopsida, Lamiales, Orobanchaceae. The record is from the annotation of a GenBank genome assembly.
AUGUGGCUGACAGAUGACGCAAUCGAGCAUUUGGUAAUGGCCGGGGAGGAUCUUCUUGUGGUGACUCAAUACGUGGUUUGUACGUUUGAUUUUGAUGGAUUGUAUGUGGAUGCCAAUGACCCGUAUGGCUUUAGCUACGAACGAGGACUUCCGGGUGUGACUGUUGAUUUUGAUGUUCAUAAAUAUUACCCUGAGGAUGGGGAACUUAAGUAUGUGGAAGGUUCUGGUUCGUGUUUGGGUGGUUGGGUUCUUUUCGUCGGCAUCUAUGGCGAUGCAGUCGCGUUGCGGGCGGCUGAUUUCCCGGAGCUCAAACCCAAUUCGAUUUACUUCACGGAUGCACUAGAAGAUGCGUUGAUUGAGGAUGACAAUGGCGACUGCCCAAGUGGUGGCCAUGACAUUGGCAUUUUCAAUUAUGAGAACAAGACUGUGUCGCCAUGCUAUUUUCCGUGUGAUGCUAAGAACUUCAGAAAGACUUUCCCAGCGCCUAUGUGGGUUUUCCCAAGUCGUGGAUGA